AUGACGCUCUUCAUUCUUACGGAGACGUCGGCAGGAUAUGCGCUGCUCAAGGCCAAGGACAAGAAGCUGCUGAAGCGCGAUGAUCUGGCGAAAGAGGCCGAGACGGCGGAGGGCGUGUGCAGCCUGUUGAAGAUGAAGGAGUUCCACAAGUUCGACAGUGCUGCCUCUGCGCUCGAGGAGGCCGCUGCGUUGACGGAGGGAAAGGUCACGCCCACCCUCGCCAACAUGCUCAACUCCAUCAAGGACGAGAAGAAGGUCUCGCUCGCUGUCGCCGACCCUAAGCUGGGCAACGCCAUCGGCAAGCUCCCAGGUCUCCAGAUCACACCCAUCUCCGACUCCACCACCGCCGACCUCUACCGUGCCAUCCGCGAGCAUCUCCCAUCGCUUAUCCCCGGCCUCAUGCCGGAAGACCUCAACACAAUGUCGCUCGGUCUAUCACACAGCUUGUCGCGACACAAGCUGAAGUUCUCGCCUGACAAGGUCGACACCAUGAUUAUCCAGGCUAUUGCUCUGUUGGACGAUCUGGACAAGGAGCUGAACACCUACGCCAUGAGAGUCAAGGAAUGGUACGGCUGGCAUUUCCCCGAGAUGGCUCGCAUCAUCAACGACAACUUGGCAUACUCGCGCGUUAUCCUGGCAAUGGGCUUCCGAUCGAACGCCAGCAACACUGACCUGUCCGACGUUCUGCCAGAAGAGAUCGAGGGCGCAGUCAAGGCUGCUGCUGAGGUGUCUAUGGGUACAGAGAUCACAGAUGAAGAUUUAGAGAACAUCCAGGCUCUCGCUGAGCAAGUGGCUGGCUUCACCGAGUACCGACAACAGCUGUCCAGCUACCUCUCCGCGCGCAUGCAAGCCAUUGCACCUAACUUGACGACACUUGUUGGCGAUCUUGUCGGUGCACGACUGAUCGCACACGCUGGUUCGCUCAUGAACCUCGCAAAGUCACCCGCCUCCACCGUCCAGAUUCUCGGCGCCGAGAAGGCACUUUUCCGUGCAUUGAAGACGAAGCACGAUACACCCAAGUACGGUCUCAUCUACCACGCUUCACUCAUCGGCCAAGCGUCCGGCAAGAACAAGGGCAAGAUCGCCCGUAUGCUCGCAACAAAAGCCACCCUUGGUCUCCGUGUCGAUGCCCUCAGCGAUUGGGGUCAGGCUGGUGAAGGUGAAAAGGAGGAGCCAACAGAGGAAGAGAAGGCGAGCGUUGGCACAGCAGGUCGCGCAUUGGUCGAGAGGAGAUUACGCGGUCUCGAGGGCAAGCCACUGAAGUCUGCCAACUCUGUCGCCAUUGGACCAAACGGCCAACAACAGUCCGGCAAGUGGGAAAUCAAGGAAGCACGAAAGUACAACGCCGACGCCGACGGCCUCUCAGCAGACGCCAAGCCAGCUCUUGCAAACGGCGACGCUCCUUCAUCGAGCAAGAAGCGCAAGCUUGUGGAAGAAGUUCCACAAACAAACGGCGCGGACGAUGAUGAUGAAGACGAGGACGAAGACGAAGACAUGGACGUAACCGGCCUCGUGAACGGCGACGACUCCUCGUCAAAGAAGGAGAGCAAAGAAGAGAAGCGCAAGCGAAAGGAAGAGAAGGCCGCCAGGAAAGCUGAAAAAGCCGCGAAGAAGGCCGAGAAGGAAGCAAAGAAGGCCAAAAAGGCAGAAAAGGAGGCCAAAGACAGCGGCAAGAAGAGGAAAGCAGAUGAUGAUGAAGAGCCGAAGAAGGAGAAGAAGAAGAAGCACAAGAGCAAGGCAUAG
Molecule: messenger RNA, 1743 nt
Organism: Fulvia fulva
Lineage: Eukaryota; Fungi; Ascomycota; Dothideomycetes; Mycosphaerellales; Mycosphaerellaceae
Product: Nucleolar protein 58
Exons: 2
Coding region: 1-1743 (580 amino acids)
Cellular component (GO): small-subunit processome; box C/D methylation guide snoRNP complex
Molecular function (GO): snoRNA binding
Source: RefSeq, a predicted model, not a curated record